Messenger RNA from Odocoileus virginianus texanus, 867 nucleotides. It is a transcript of the gene IMMP1L, whose product is annotated as inner mitochondrial membrane peptidase subunit 1. The record is from RefSeq and is a predicted model, not a curated record. NCBI's taxonomy places the organism in Eukaryota, Metazoa, Chordata, Mammalia, Artiodactyla, Cervidae. Gene Ontology annotation, cellular component: membrane; mitochondrial inner membrane peptidase complex. Gene Ontology annotation, molecular function: serine-type endopeptidase activity.
GGACGGCCGACUUCUGCAAGGCCCAGGUGAGAAAGGGCCACCUGAGUCCCGGAUGAGGUCUUCCUGGGUUCUUUGGGGCUAGAGGAAUCCUGGUACUAUGGAUCACCUAUGUUUGCUUUGAGACAUGCUUUAGAUGUUUUUUUCUGGAAGCCCUGUAAAUACUGCAAAAAUUCAGUGUAUUGUUGUAAAGACAUAUGGCCAAUGGUGGCAGAGUCUACAUAGAACUAUGCUUCGUGGUGUUCUGGGAAAAACCUUUCGACUUGUUGGCUAUACUAUUCAGUAUGGCUGCAUAGCUCAUUGUGCUUUUGAAUACGUUGGUGGUGUUCUCAUGUGUUCUGGACCAUCCAUGGAGCCUACAAUUCAAAAUUCAGAUAUUGUCUUUGCAGAAAAUCUUAGUCGACAUUUUUAUGGUAUCCAAAGAGGUGACAUUGUGGUUGCAAAAAGCCCGAGUGAUCCAAAAUCAAAUAUUUGUAAAAGAGUAAUUGGUUUGGAAGGAGACAAAAUUCUCACCAGUAGUCCAGCAGGUUUCUUUAAAAGCCAUAGUUAUGUGCCAAAGGGUCAUGUUUGGUUAGAAGGUGAUAAUCUACAGAAUUCUACAGAUUCCAGGUACUAUGGACCUGUUCCAUAUGGACUAAUAAGAGGACGAAUCUUCCUUAAGAUUUGGCCUCUGAAUGAUUUUGGAUUUCUGCGUAACAGCCCUAAUGGUCACAGAUUCUCUGAUGAGUAGCAAACAUUUAUUCUUUUCAUUUGAUUAUUGUCUUCUGUUCAAAUGAGUUUACUGUCACUAAAACCAUGUACUUACUAAUAAACUGUUUGUUAUUCAAUUUUUAUUUUUAAUUGUUAAAAAUAAAGAAUAAGCACCACACA